AUGGGCGUUCGUCCAGGACCCCUGAGCGACUCCCUGUGGUGGCCGCCACCGCCGCCGCCGCCAUCACGCCGCCCCCCGCUACGACUCCUCCCUCUCCUCCUCCUCCUACUGCUCACCGGCGCCCCCUGCUGCCGCGCCCGGCCCUUCGGCGUGCCCACGCCGGCGGUGAACGUGGCGGUGGUGUUCAGCGGCUCGGCCUACCAGCAGGAGAUCAAGGGCCGGCUGAGCCGCGAGAACUUCCUGGACCUGCCGCUGGAGGUGAACCCCAUCACGGUGCUGGUGAACAACACCAACCCCCGGGCGCUGCUCACGCGCAUCUGCGACACGCUCACGGCCAACCGCGUGCACGGCGUGGUGUUCGAGGACAACGUGGGCUCGGAGGCCGUGGCCCAGAUCCUGGACUUCAUCUCCACGCAGACCGCCGUGCCCAUCGUGGGCAUCAGCGGGGGCUCUGCCGUCGUGCUGCCCUAUAAGGUCGUGCUGUGGCAAGAACACAUGCUGAGCGUGAGCUGGGAGAACAACGACUUCUCGUUCAACAGCGAUGGAUACUUGGUCAACCCCUCCAUGAUCAUCAUCACUCUGGACAGAGAGAGGCAGUGGGACAAGGUGGGGACCUACGAGAUGGGCAUCCUGCAGAUGCGCUACCCGGUGUGGCCGCGCUACGGCACCUACCUGGAGCCGGUGUCGGACAACCGCCACCUGACCGUGGCCACGCUGGAGGAGCGGCCCUUCGUCAUCGUGGAGUCGGUGGACCCCGUCACUGGGACCUGCGUCAGCAACACCGUUCCCUGCCGCCGGCAGUCCAACAAGACCGAAACCAUUGUGGGCCACACAGAGCCCUACACCAAGCUGUGCUGCAAGGGCUUCUGCAUCGACAUCCUGAAGAAGCUGUCCCGCACCAUCAAGUUCUCCUACGAUCUGUACCUGGUCACCAACGGCAAGCACGGCAAGCUGGUCCGCGGGAUCUGGAACGGGAUGAUCGGCGAGGUGUUCUACAAGCGUGCAGACAUGGCCAUCGGCUCGCUGACCAUCAACGAGGAGCGCUCCGAGAUCAUCGACUUCUCCGUGCCCUUCGUGGAGACGGGUAUCAGCGUCAUGGUCGCCCGUAGCAACGGCACCGUGUCCCCCUCCGCCUUCCUGGAGCCCUACAGCCCGGCCGUCUGGGUGAUGAUGUUCGUGAUGUGUCUCACCGUCGUGGCCAUCACCGUGUUCGUGUUCGAGUACUGCAGUCCUGUCGGCUACAACCGCAGCCUCGUCUCCGCCAAAGAUCCCGGGGGCCCCACCUUCACCAUCGGCAAGUCGGUGUGGCUGCUGUGGGGCAUCGUGUUCAACAACUCGGUGCCCAUCGAGAACCCCAAGGGCACCACCAGCAAGAUCAUGGUGCUGGUGUGGGCCUUCUUCGCCGUCAUCUUCCUGGCCUCCUACACCGCCAACCUGGCCGCCUUCAUGAUCCAGGAGCAGUACAUCGACACCGUGUCCGGCCUCAGCGACAAGAAGUUUCAAAAGCCGCAGGAGCAGUACCCUCCGUUCCGCUUUGGGACGGUCCCAAAUGGCAGCACGGAGAGGAACAUAAGGAGCAACUACCCGGAGAUGCACUCGCACAUGGUCAAGUACAACCAGAAAGGGGUGGAGGACGCCCUGAACAGUCUGAAAACAGGGAAGCUGGACGCGUUCAUCUACGACGCGGCCGUUCUGAACUACAUGGCCGGCAAGGACGAGGGCUGCAAGCUGGUGACGAUCGGCAGCGGAAAGGUCUUCGCCACCACGGGCUACGGCAUCGCCCUGCAGAAGGAGUCCCGGUGGAAGCGUCCCAUCGACUUGGCGCUGCUUCAGUUCCUAGCAGAUGGCGACACGCAGAAGCUGCAGACGGUGUGGCUGACGGGCAUCUGUCGCAACGAGAAGAAGGAGGUGAUGAGCACCAAGCUGGACAUCGACAACAUGGCCGGGGUGUUCUACAUGCUGCUGGUGGCCAUGGGCCUCAGCCUGUUGGUCUUCUCCUGGGAGCACCUGCUCUACUGGAAGCUGCGGCACUCGGUGCGCGACUCGGACCGCCUCGACUUCCUGCUGGGCAUCAGUAGGGGCAUCUACAGCUGCUUCAACGGCGUGGAGGAGAGCGACCACAACGGCAGCCUGCAGAACCCCGACGUCACGGCCAACUACACGCAGGCCAACAUGCUGAAGAUGCUGAGGACGGCCAAGGACAUCGUGUCGUCGGCGCGCGUGGAGAACUCCCUGGACAACGCCACCAAGACGCUGGAGAGCUGGAGCCGGCGGGGCGGGGCCGACGGCGCGCGGGUCGCCGGCCCGCCGGCCCGCAUCGCCACCUCGGCGGCGGACAUGUGCCAUGUCGGCGGCCGCGUGCCCUACAUCUCCAGCAUCUCGGACCACCCGCCCAUGUUCCCCCAGAGGUCGCUCACGCCGACCCUGCCCGGCGGCGGGGGGGGCCACUACGGGGACAGCGGGCUGGUCCAGCCCCUGCUGCUGGACCAGGCCCGGGGCCGGCCCGUCCCGCUGCGCUACACCCUCCCGGCGCGGGGGGGCGGGGCCGCCGGCCACAUGCUGGAGAGGACCCUCCCCAUCUCCAGCCUCAGCAGCCCCCACCUCGCCAUGCGGGACCCGGGCACCCCCGGCGGCCGCCCCCACCCCCACCCCCACCACCACCACCUGCUGCACCACCACGGGGGCAGCGGGGGCCGGCUCUACCUGGACGGCCAGCCCCGGCACCACCACCACCUCCCGGUCGCCGCCGCCGCCGCCACGGCCGCCUCCUCCUCCGCCUACCUCCCCUACCGGGAGUUCCAGGUGCCCGACAUCUACGUGGAGCACCGGGGGGCGCUGCGCAGGAAGUUCAGCUACCCGCCCGACUGCGUGAGCCGCAAGAAGCGGCCGCACAGCUACGUGUUUGACGGCGGGCUGCGGCCUAACGAUUACGACGAGCCCACCGCCUGCCUGGCCGAGCUGCGGGCCAAUCACCUGCUGGGGAACCACGCCCCCCUGGUGGCCACCGCCACCGCCGCCGCCGCUCACUACCCGGGCCACGCCGCCAGCUGCAACUCGUGCAUGAAGCCGUACCUGGAGGCGUACCCGGAGCCCGACGGGGACGACGCGCCGCUGCUGGGGAAGGACAAGAUGAACCGCCGCGCCUCCUUCCUCAAGGCCACCUGGGGCGGCGACCGCAUCCGGCAGGUGGACGAGACCAAGGCCUCGGCGGGGGCGGGGCCGGGCGCGGCGGGGGCGUCGGCCUCCCCGGCCACCCGGGCGCUGGUGGGGGAGGUGCCGGACCUGUUCCCCCGCGGCGUGGUGACGGCGGCCCGGGCCAAGCAGCCCAAACACCACGCGGCCCAGCGGCACAAGAUGUACGGCAGCCUGGGCAACAACCUGUCCUGCUUCCCCCUGGCGGCCGAGCCCGCCUACCUGGACCCCGCCCACAUGGGCUCCUUCCCCUACAAGCAGAAGCUGCGCUACUACGAGUCCACGGGCCGGCUGCCGUCGUACCGCGAGGCGCUGCUCCACAACCUGCCGCCCACGGCCGCCGCCACCGCCACCCUGCGGCGCUCCUCGUCCUCGGCCACCGUGGUGCACAGACACUACUCCACCUACCUGAACGCCUACACCGACCUGCCCGUGUACGUGGGGCCGCUGGCGCAGGGCCACGCCCACUUCUACGACGCCACCAAGGAAGCCUGCCACCUGUUCCCCUGCGGCGGCGGCGGCGGGCUGGGCCACGCCCACUGUCCCGAGACGGUGGCGUUGGCGCAGGCCCGCGCGGCCGGCGGCGGUGGCGGCGGCGGCGGCGGGGCGGACAGGGGGGCAUCGGCGGGGGGGCCCGGCCAGAACAGCGUGCUGAUGCGGAGCUACGACGGCUCGGGGACGCGGGAGGAGCUGGGAGGGGCGUGCGGGAACAGGGAGAGGCGGCAGGUGCUGGUGGCCCAACGGGUGAACAUUGUGCCAAAGCCCUGGGGGAGGGUCUCCAGCCUGGAAUCCGAGGUGUGA
Molecule: messenger RNA, 3993 nt
Organism: Gadus chalcogrammus (walleye pollock)
Lineage: Eukaryota; Metazoa; Chordata; Actinopteri; Gadiformes; Gadidae
Gene: grin2ca
Product: glutamate receptor, ionotropic, N-methyl D-aspartate 2Ca
Biological process (GO): synaptic transmission, glutamatergic; long-term synaptic potentiation; excitatory postsynaptic potential
Cellular component (GO): plasma membrane; postsynaptic density membrane; NMDA selective glutamate receptor complex
Molecular function (GO): transmitter-gated monoatomic ion channel activity involved in regulation of postsynaptic membrane potential; NMDA glutamate receptor activity
Source: RefSeq, a predicted model, not a curated record